UUAGUGCAAAAAAUUGAAAAUGCACAGGCUAUCAAAUACCACCGAAAGAAAGCUAAAUUUGUGGGAAAAAAGCAACGUAAAUUUUAUUUGGGUGCAGCAUUGCAUGACCACACAAUUGUCAUGCAGCGCCGUAACACAAAAAAUGGCCUAGUCAGGAAGGGGGGUAAAUCCUCAGGAUGGCAAGUGGUUAAAGCAUUUUGUUGGAGCCACUCCUUGGUUAUCCUGGCUGUGUGCUUCGGGUCGUUGUCAUGUUGGAAGACCCAGCCAUGACCCAUCUUCAAUGCUCUGACUGAGGGAAGGAGGUUGUUGCUCAAAAUCUCAGAAUAAAUGGCCCCAUUCAUCCUCUCCUUAAUACAGUGCAGUCAUCCUGUCCCCUUCG
This is a messenger RNA of Staurois parvus, 379 nucleotides long. The record is from the annotation of a GenBank genome assembly. NCBI's taxonomy places the organism in Eukaryota, Metazoa, Chordata, Amphibia, Anura, Ranidae.